ACCUCUUUCUCUCUAAAACCCUUCUCCUUCUUCUUCUUCUUCUUCUUCUUCUUCUUCUUCUUCUUCUUCCUUCUUCUUCAACCUCUGAAAAUGACUUCAGCUACCUCCCACCUAUUCAAGACCCUAUCAAUAACAGCAGACUCAUGCGCUCUCUCUCUCCCUCACCUCUUCUCCUCCAAAACCCCCAACGCAUUUCUCUCCAUCCCCACCAGACCCACCACCACCGCCAAGCUCCACCUCUCCCACUCCUUUGCUCCUCUCCGGAGCAAGACCCACUUCUCUUCCUUAGUCUCAUACGUGGCCCAGACCUCGGAUUGGGCCCAGCAGGAGGAGGACAGCCCAGUCGCCAUUGAUGGAGCUGAGGAGAGCGGCGAGGAGGGUGUGUUUGAGGAGAGAGAAGAGGAGGUGGCGCCGGUUGAGCCGCCGGAGGAGGCCAAGAUUUUUGUUGGGAAUUUGCCGUUUGAUGUUGACAGUGAGAGACUGGCUCAGCUGUUUGAGAAGGCUGGAGUUGUCGAGAUUGCUGAGGUUAUUUACAACAGGGACACUGACCAGAGCCGUGGAUUCGGGUUUGUGACUAUGAGCACUGUGGAAGAAGCUGAUAGGGCUGUGGAACAGUUCAGUCGCUACGAUUUGAAUGGAAGACUCUUGACUGUCAACAAGGCUGCUCCAAGAGGAACACGCGCAGAGCGUCCUCCGCGUUCUUUUGAAUCUUCUUAUAGAAUCUAUGUUGGUAACCUGCCAUGGAAUGUGGAUAAUGGUGAACUUGAACAGCUUUUCAGUAAACACGGUAGGGUGGUAGAUGCGCGUGUAGUCUUUGACAGAGAAACUGGACGAUCACGUGGUUUUGGCUUUGUAACAAUGGCCAGUGAAUCGGACAUGAAUGAUGCCAUUGGUGCUCUGGAUGGAGAGAGUUUGGAUGGCAGGGCAAUCAGAGUAAAUGUUGCCGAGGAAAGACAAAGGCGCUUUUGAUUUUAACUGAGAUGAAAUCAAAGUUCUGGUUUUGGUUCCUUGUCUUUAGACGAGAUUUUGUGUCGGUCAACUUCAAGCGAGCUUCUCUGUUUUAUGAUUUCUGCUAUUAGGGUUGUUUAUGUCGAAAUCAUGUAUAAUUUGUACUUUUGUCUCCACUGAAUUUUGGGGCAUAACUGUUAUUGCCAUUUGGUUUGAAGUGCCGCAACUGGAUGUUAUUUAGUUUCAUUUGCAUAUUAUAAAUUGGUUUACAGGCUGGAUAAAGAUA
Molecule: messenger RNA, 1234 nt
Organism: Fragaria vesca subsp. vesca
Lineage: Eukaryota; Viridiplantae; Streptophyta; Magnoliopsida; Rosales; Rosaceae
Product: 31 kDa ribonucleoprotein, chloroplastic-like
Exons: 4
Coding region: 91-969 (292 amino acids)
Cellular component (GO): cytosol
Molecular function (GO): mRNA binding
Source: RefSeq, a predicted model, not a curated record